AUGCGCGUGGCCGCCGUUGUCCAGCUCAACCACGGCAUCGCAUUGUCCAAUGAUGGACGAACACUAUAUGCCUCGACACCAGACAAGGUAUUUGCAUGGAUCUACGAUGCCGCUAAUGGCAAAGUUAGCGUAAACAACAAGACUGUUGUUAAGGACAUGUACAAUGCUGGACAUACCUCUCGAACACUUCUCAUGUCCGACAAGGCCCCAGGCUUGCUCGUCGUGUCGCGGGGAUCUGAAGGCAAUGUGGAUUCCAUGGCCCUCGGUCGGGCAUCUGGUCACUCGCAGCUUCGUGUUUUCAAUGUCACUAGCAUUGCUGCUGACGGGGAAGCUUUCAGUUUCUCCCGCGACGGAAAAAUAUUAGGAUGGGGACUUCGCAACUCAGUUGGCGUAGUCGAGCAUCCUAACGAUGGGGGAAUUUGGUCGGUGGAGAACUCCGUGGACAACCUGGAGCGUGAUGGUGUUGAUAUACACUCCAACAACCCUGGAGAGGAGCUAAAUUUUCAUGGCUUCCUCAGUAGCUCGACUUAUGGACAAGAGGCCAACUACGGUUACCCCAGAUGUCUAGCCCUCUGGUCGACGGAUGGCUUCCCAAGGCUUGGUAACAUGAGCACCGGAGACCAAUUUGAAGUCUCCAACGACCGCGCAAAUGAUACAUCAGGUUGCAGUACUCAGUACACGGCACCAAGACUGACCUUCCAGGCACACUCGGCACCUCUCGACAUCGUGUUCACGCCAGAUGGAUCGGAGGCUUUUGUCACGUUUCACGGCAGCUGUAUGGCCUAA
This is a messenger RNA of Verticillium nonalfalfae, 786 nucleotides long. RefSeq lists its product as uncharacterized. Lineage: Eukaryota; Fungi; Ascomycota; Sordariomycetes; Glomerellales; Plectosphaerellaceae. The record is from RefSeq and is a predicted model, not a curated record. The coding region runs from base 1 to 786 and encodes 261 amino acids. The transcript has a single exon.